This is a messenger RNA of Ilex paraguariensis (yerba mate), 681 nucleotides long. The record is from the annotation of a GenBank genome assembly. Lineage: Eukaryota; Viridiplantae; Streptophyta; Magnoliopsida; Aquifoliales; Aquifoliaceae.
CAAUAAUAAUUUUGUCCAAUAAUUUUAUUUUUUUCUUGUAGAACCAAAAGAAUACAAAUUGCAGUCAAGAAUUCUAGAAGCUGGCUGCAUUUUUGUAUUUUCUGAUGUUUGUGAACCAGAUCAGUUUGAAACACUAUACGUAACCAACAACACUGCUGUUCAUUAUUAUAAACAUCAUCAAUCAUUUAGGUUUUUGGAGCUUCUUUCUCCAUCUUUUGCUCUUUUUGACAAUGACAGUAUGAUGAUGACCUCAGUUGCAACUAUUUAGAGAAAGAUUCACCGCCAUAUUAUCUUAAAUUCUUCAAAAUUGAAAUAUAUCCAAAGAACUCCUCAAUGUGCUGUUAAGGACAUGAUUUUUUUAAAUGCUCUGAUAUAUGACAUCCUUAUAUCUUGCAGGUUAGUGUCGACUAUCUGACAAAACCUAUUGAUGUCUUCAAAGAGAUGGGUCGCGUUCUUAAGCCAGGCGGCCUAGCUAUCAUGAGCUUCUCCAACCGAUGCUUCUGGACAAAGGCAAUCUCAAUAUGGACAUCAACAGGUGAUGCUGAUCAUGUCAUGAUUGUUGGAUCAUACUUCCACUAUGCUGGGGGUUUUGAACCCCCUCAGGCUGUAGAUAUAUCUCCGAAUCCUGGACGUUCAGAUCCAAUGUACAUUGUGUACUCAAGAAAGCUUGCUACUGUCUAA